Molecule: messenger RNA, 4126 nt
Organism: Paralichthys olivaceus (Japanese flounder)
Lineage: Eukaryota; Metazoa; Chordata; Actinopteri; Pleuronectiformes; Paralichthyidae
Product: opioid growth factor receptor-like protein 1
Cellular component (GO): membrane
Molecular function (GO): opioid growth factor receptor activity
Source: RefSeq, a predicted model, not a curated record
UCCACACUCUGCACAAGCUCCAGGCUGUGGCAGGGAGGAUGUAGUGUUCAGAGGAGGAUCACAGUGAAGAGCCGCUGGUGCAUGUUGUUUCAAUGGGAAAUCUGUUGGGCACCUGGCGUUUCAAGGAGCCGAGCACCGUGGAGGAAUGCGACUCGACGUGGGGGUCGGACUCCGACAGCGACGAGCCGGCGGCGGAGGAUGACAGCGGCAUAUACGACUCCGUCUGCCCGGCGGAGAGCGACCGGGCCGCCGCAGAGCCCGGAGACAAGUCCCCGCAGCUGACUGACUCCCCAGGGCCUCUUCCAAAGAUGAAGAGGAGUUUCUACGCUGCCAGGGACCUCUACAAAUACCGUCACAGCUACCCGAACUACAAAGUUUCCCGGCAACCCAACGAGUACCGUAACCUACGCUUCUACCUGAACAAGAUCCCUCUAGUGCCUGAUGGUAUCUACAUAGAGGAGAUUCUGUCAAAGUGGAGAGGUGACUAUGACAAACUGGAGCACAAUCACACCUACAUUCAGUGGCUGUUUCCAUUAAGAGAACAAGGGCUCAACUUCUACGCACAUGAACUGAAUCAGGACGAGAUCAAAGAAUUCCAAAGCACUCGUGAAGCUAAGCGGAGAUUCCUGGCGGCCUAUUCCCUGAUGUUGGACUUCUAUGGCAUCAAGCUGCUGGAUAAGAGCGGAAACGUCGCUCGGGCUCCCAACUGGCAGGAGCGCUUCCAGCACCUUAAUGAGUGUCAGCACAACUACCUGAGGAUCACUCGCAUCCUGAAGUCCCUGGGUGAACUGGGCUAUGAGGCCUUCAAGGCCCCACUGGUUCGCCUCUUCCUGGAGGAGUCGCUGUGCAAAAACACCCUUCCCAACAUGCAACACAGCGCCCUGGAGUACUACGUCUACACAAUCCGCCUCCCGGCCACCCGCAGGCGCCUGCUUCGCUACGCCCGCCAGCACUACAGGCCUGCCCAUGCCUUCCUCUGGGGUCCGCCAACUAAAAGGCAAGGGGGAGGGGCUGGUAACGGAGGCAGCGUGGGUGCUGGGAGUAGUGGGAUCAGAGCACCGGCUCCAACACCCGAGCCACAGAGAAAAGAGGACGACAGCGCCUCCUCCACCUCUCCGAGAGGCGGGAUCAUUGUGUCUCCCCAUGAUGCCGUGAUGUGCCAGGACCUGGCUGGAGGAGGACUGAAGAGCUACACAGGACUCGGGUCGAAUAUGGCCAGACUGGAGGGGGCGCUGAUGUUGGCGGGAGCAAGAGGAGGGAGGAACGAGUACAAUGAAGUUGUUCCUUAGUCUGGAAAAGAGUGUUCUCAACUGUUAUCAGGUUUUUAAAGCAGAAAAAAACAGCAGUUUUUAAAAUCAACCAAUUCAAUAAGUAGAACUUCAUUCAUAGCAGGUCCUGUGAGACUCUGGAAGGGUCAGGACAGUAAUACACAUUUAUAGUUACAUCUUAGAAUCUAAUAAACAUGUUCAGGUUAAGGGCUACCAUAAACUAUGAUAUAACUUGAUUGCAGUUUAUUCAGUUUAGCUGUAUUAGGGAUUAUAAUAUGGGGCAGGGCUGUUUAGGGAGGUGGGAGAUCUUUACUUGAGCCAAGAUAAGCAAUCUCACCUUGGACCAAAUCCCAAAAACCAUGUGAGCUAGGAGAGACCCACACAUGUAGUUCAAGGUGUUUCCUCAUUAGGGCCAUGAACUAGGUACCAGUGAGAAAGAAGAUUGCCUUAUUUAUUGUUGUAUAUUAGAACUUUAGCAGGUGUGAAUUGUGAAUUGAACAGCAUCACAGAACCAAAGGCGCCUGCUGAUUGGGAAGAUGAUAGUUUUGGGAGAGCUCAUCGGUGUAGCCGGAGUUCCACUGAGCCACAAGCUGGACUGAGCUCACUUUGUACAGUCACUGUAAAGUGAAUAUUAUAAUGUGAAGACAGAUUAUUUCUCGCUUUUCUUUCUAGUUCUGAUAUUUAAAAGUGAUAUAAGGGGGAGGGGGGUCUUAGUCUGUCAUAGCAAUACCCAGAAACCAUAUUAAUUGAGAUUUACUUGAAAUACUUGUAAUAAUAAUAUCAACUCAAUAUGUAUCUUCUCUAAAGUUUUACUGUUGACUGGAGAUCCUCCAUCUGAAAAUUGUACAGAAUUAUAAAAAGACUUGUGAGUAGGAAAGAGUUAAGAGUAGCGUGGCUUUUUCAUGAUGUUAAAAAUAUCCUCUCAGCUGUGGAGGUCCACUUGAAAACUCACUAGAGUCACAGGAUGGCUAAUUGUUCUCUCAGUUGUUAGUUUAUUGGGUCCACUUGGACAGAGUGAAUGCAGUAGUUGAAAAGCCUUUUUAACACACAUUCGUUUCUUGUCAUAUUAGACUGAAAUUUAAAAAAGUUGGGUGUGUCUUAGAAACUGGAAGGUGUAGUUUCCCACACUUGGUCAAAGAAAAUGAAGACAUUGCUCUUGUUUGAAGAGGAAGAGAGCAGUGUAGUUUCUGUAUCUCUCUUUUUCAACACUAGUCUCACUGGUCAAAGAGAAUCUUAUUACACUCUAAUACCUCUUUGAUGACUGCUGUGAUUCACGCCGGCAGUUUUUAACGUGAUGUUACACCUAAAAUUCUUCUGGACCUUUUUUUUCUCAGAUGGCUUUGUGUAAUGAUAAUAAUCAUAAUUCAGCACAAUUUGUUCGUCUCUCUCUGCAUUAGGAACACAAACAAGAUUAGCCUCUAGAAUAACAGGGCAUGCAUUUUAUGAAGGCUUUUAAGAGUACACAUGAAUAGACUGUAAAUAUUUUAUUAUUAAUUAGGAAACAUAAUUCAAGUGUCAAAAGUUAAAAUUGUAUUCGAUAUUUCAAAUUAAAAAGAUAGCUGUACUGUAGUUUUAUGGCUAACAUGUUUAACAUUCAUGAUAAUUUGGUGCGUUUUGUCACCUAAAAGUCUUCUACACUGAACUGAACAGGGGUAUUUACUGUGGGUUGUGAGUGAAGUUAAUGUAUCGCAGCAGAUGAUGUGUUGUGCGUUUGCACUCUUUUGACAAUCUAUGUCUUCCAGUUGAAAGCGUUGUAGGUUUUUAAUUCUCGUUGAUCUGCAUACUGUAUGUAUACAAAUGGCCAGGAACCUGCUGCAUCAUAAACACAAGUGAUUGUUCUCAUAUUGUGUCAUUUUGCAAUAAUUUGGGCAAAGGACAUGUAAAAUCAGACAUCUAUAUUAAACAUUGAUAGUUUUCAGCUAGGCUAAACUUACUGUGGUGGGUGGCAGUAUAGUUUAUUGACUUAUUUAUUCAAAUAUAUCUGUUUAGAUGCCAAAAAAUACCCAACAAGAAACGUAUUUCUCUUAGAUUUUUACUCUGAUGUGGCUACAGGAGCCAUUUAGCAUGUAGAACGUUUAGCAUGUAGAACGUCAGUGAGAAUAUCAUGUCAUCACCCCCAUCGUUUCAGGAGUUGACAGCAUCACUCUUCGCUUGUGUUUAGUUACUAUAAAAGGACAAUAUGAGGACACGGUCCCUCUUGUGUGAAUGUUUCAGCCUCCCAUUCACUUCCAAUCAGUGUGAACGAGGAAACGAAUAAAACAUUGGCUUUGAUAUUAUCUUCACAUUUGCACAUUUGCGACCGUGCCCUUACCCUGAAGUUAGAGCAAUUUCGUUGAAUAGCAGUCAAACACGAGGCAUCUGGGUUCCUUGUUGCAAUAGAUAGAUAUCAGUGAAAUUAAAAGCCAUGUGUGGUGAAAGACAGCGAUAAUGCAUACGAUCGGGAUUUCAACACUUUUCCAGCUGUUCUUCCUGUAGGUUCAAGCCUUGUGUUUCGAGGCCUCUACAUCGCUCCUUUAGCCAAGUAUAUCUGAUAUAAUUGUAAAACAUGAUAACUUUUCAGGUGAAGUGUGCGAUAACAUGGGCUCAAAUAUCUGAAUUGUAGUAUCCCGUAUGUGUACAUAUAGAUGUAUGAAUGUGUGUCUGAUAUUCUUAAGUGCCUCUUUUGUAUUCUUUAUGUUCGUCUGUAUGUUGUAAGAAGUGUCUUUCCCAGAUGAUUUCCUGUACAUCCUGUUUCUGUACAGCAGUUUGAUAAAUGCACUAUUGUUUUCGUUCUGGUCACAUAAAGUGCAGUAUGGGUAGAUUCAUGUACAGUCAAGGCAGGAAUAGUUCAUAUUAUGUAAUACUUGAAAUUGUUUGUA